CGAUUGGCAUCCUUUCGUGACCACACAGUGGGAGAAAGAGAAAGAGAGAGUCUAACUGGCUCCUCCGUGCCUCCCUUUGAUUUUUAUGGCCUCUGUUCCAUCUAAUUGGAUAAAAUAGGAAGUCACUGGCAGUCCUGUGUUGCUGGGUGUGCUGAUUUAACUCAGACCAGCCCUGCAGAGGGGUGGGGGUGGGGAGAGUGAAAGGAGAGCAGAGAGAAUCUCUACAUCAGAAGAACAGAGUGAAGGAAGAAAGGCAAGAAGGCACUAAAGGGAAAGAGUACUGGGGAGGGACAAAGAAUAGGAGGUGGUAAGGAUUGAGGACCGAGUUGCCAUUCUCCUUUUUUCAAACCUCUCUGUAAUGAUAUUGCUUGCAGUGAUGCUCAGGGAGCAGGCACCUGCUGCUCUGUAAUGAUUCAGCCUCUUUCUGCCGGCUCUUUUGCAAAACAGGAUGCUGUUGGUACUGUCACUGCUGCUGCUGCCGCUACCGUUGUUACUGAUUUUCCUUUUGCUUCUACUGCAUGACGGCUGUGUUUUCCUCCAUCUAAGCAGUCACCAGCCUCAGAUGCUCAAGGUGAGAAGCCAGCCUUUCGCUCUGGGCUGUUGGUUCACUUAAACAAUUUUGUUUAGUAUUUCAGCUUCUUUUUAUUACCUCGUUUUGACUCCCUGAAGAACUGAGAUGACUUGAGAGGAAUUAAGGAAUUAUAAAGAAAAUUAAAAAGUGAACGAGAAGAAGCUGAAUCAUUAUGUGGGGCAUCCUUUCUCCUUUUUGAUUAUUUGGAAGGAUUUUUUUUCUUUGCAAUCUCUUUCUACUUGGAUCAUGUUCUGACACUUCAACUCUCUUUUAAUCCCUAUGCUUUGCUGCUGUGAGAUUUCUCUGGAUCAGUUUUCUUUCUUCUGUUUGGCUUAUUAAUAAUAAUGAACUAGGAUAGAGUUUUUAAGGCCUUCUAGAGGAGCUCAUUUGAAAUAUAUAUGCUAAAUAUGUCUGAAGCCACUCUGGAGGGUUUUUCCAAGCCUUCGACCCAGCUGAGCCCCUCUGCAUCACUUGAGGGGCUCCCUGCUGAAGAGGACAUGCCAGAGACUCAAAUGGAGGAGACAAGAGUGCAGGGAAUAGCAGGCCUUGCUGCUACUUGCUGUGUGUGCCUGGAGGCAGAGCGACUGACAGGCUGCCUCAACUCUGAAAAGAUCUGCAUUGUCCCAAUCUUGGCUUGCCUGAUCAGCCUCUGCCUCUGCAUUGCUGGCCUCAAGUGGGUGUUUGUGGACAAGAUUUUUGAGUAUGAUUCUCCUACCCAUCUUGACCCUGGUAGGAUUGGACAAGAUCCGAUCACUUCCGUGGAACCUACUGCACUAUCUGCUUGGGUGCCAUCUGUAGUACAUACAUCAUACUUUCCAGUACCUACAAAUGAAGCUUUGUUUGAGGUUACAGGGAAGCCUGAUGGGCCCCUAUUAGUUACCUCUGAGGCUGCUCCUAAACCAUCUCCAUCGAACAGUGUCUUAGAUUAUAAUUUCUUACCCUCCACGGCACCCCCAUUACUUCCAUCUAGCCUAGAACCUGAAGUGAAAGGACCCCCAACGGCCUCUCUGGCACAAGAAGUUGAAACUAGUAUCCAAACAGUUCCACCAAAACUAGGUAAGUGUAAAAACAUGUCCCCUACCACCUAUAU
Messenger RNA from Elgaria multicarinata webbii, 1661 nucleotides. RefSeq lists its product as uncharacterized. The record is from RefSeq and is a predicted model, not a curated record. The transcript has a single exon. Lineage: Eukaryota; Metazoa; Chordata; Lepidosauria; Squamata; Anguidae. Bases 449 to 613 code for a protein of 54 amino acids.